Messenger RNA from Rotaria sordida, 561 nucleotides. NCBI's taxonomy places the organism in Eukaryota, Metazoa, Rotifera, Eurotatoria, Philodinida, Philodinidae. The record is from the annotation of a GenBank genome assembly.
AUGAAGCUCUUUGGUAAGUUUGUUAGUAAUUGUGGUUCAAAGACACGUCUUGAGAAUUAUGCACAACUCAAAGAACAUUUUCCUAUCUCUGCUUUUGGAAAGUGUGUUGUCAAUCGAACAAAUGAUUCUCAACAGUGUGCUCGUCAUUCUCAGUGUGAACUUGAAAAACUCUCUAAGUCAAAGUUUUACUUGGCUUUUGAAUCGACCACAUUGAGACGUGAUUAUAUCACUGAGAAAUUUUGGCGAUCGUUAUCUCAUGGCGUAAUACCUAUUGUUCGUGGUCCAAAACGUCGAAGCUAUGAACGAGUUGCUCCACCUAAUUCAUUUAUUUAUGCAAAUGACUUUAGUGAUCCUCGAACAUUAGCCAAACAUUUAAAUGAUGUGGGAACAAAUCAAAAUGAGUAUGAAAAGUAUCAUAAAUGGAGAAUUAAUUAUGAAACACGUUAUCUAAGUUAUGAUGUGGAGCCGUUUCGUUUUUGUGAACUAUGUUAUAAACUUAACACGAAUAGAGAUCGUAUUUGGUAUACUGACGUAAAUAAAUACCUCUCAGAAAUAGAUUAA